CACCGAACCUGCAUCAUUCCAGUGUAGAACCUGCAGAAGGAAGUACGCACGUCGUCCUAGACCAAAGAGCUGGAGGAGAGAGCCAGGUGGUUUUCCUUUUCCAGAGUGCAUUGAUUACUAGCCAUGCUCACGUUGCUCGGACUGCAUCGUUCACUCAGUCAAAAAAGGGCAAUCAAACGUCCAAUUGAGUUUGCCGAUAACUUACUAAGUAGGACCAAACAGCCGCGAAAGAACGAAGACCAGCCAAUCAAUCCCUCCCCAAAAGAGUUCCUGUCGAUGCAGGACGGACAGUCUAAAAAUCCCAGAGCUCCCCCUGCUCACAAAUCGCGCGUGCUCUGAUUGGAGCGCAUUGGCGGGGCUUCAUUGCCAUCACACACGCCUGCUAGGUGACACAACAAGGCACGUUGUAUGAUGACAAACUUCUCGUCUUCUCGCGCGCCCGCGCUGGUCUUUCAGGGAGGUGCAUGGCAUGAGGACGACGGAGAAAUGAAAGCGGCAACCCUACUAAAUUGGGAUUGCGGCGGCUGGAAAGAUGAG
Microdochium trichocladiopsis is the source of this 537-nucleotide messenger RNA. RefSeq lists its product as uncharacterized. The record is from RefSeq and is a predicted model, not a curated record. Lineage: Eukaryota; Fungi; Ascomycota; Sordariomycetes; Xylariales; Microdochiaceae. The transcript has a single exon. The coding region runs from base 124 to 339 and encodes 71 amino acids.